Molecule: messenger RNA, 1576 nt
Organism: Medioppia subpectinata
Lineage: Eukaryota; Metazoa; Arthropoda; Arachnida; Sarcoptiformes; Oppiidae
Source: the annotation of a GenBank genome assembly
GUUUGGUUUGUUUUGUUAAAAACAAAAUUAACUAAAAUAAUAAUUCCUCAUCACUUCCUCAUUCAUUGAAUUUGCAAAUUUUCAACACUUUAUUAAUUAAAUACAGGGCUCUAACUGUGAAUUAAUUGAUCGCAAACACCACACCAUUAAUUUCAUGUGUUUGUAGAGAAAAAAAAGUGCUAUCGUUUUGAAAAUCUGAUUUUGUAUUUUGUUUGGCAAACAAAAUGUCAAUUGAUAUUCUGGUUGUGUUGUUGUGUUGGUCGGCAUUAAACAUCAUUCACGGCGUCUAUGGAUACGAGUGUCACAUCAACCAAAAGAGACUCGUCGGGGAGGCCUUUAAUGUGGGCCGAUAUGUGUAUUUAGGUCAGGGAUCCAAAAUGGCCUGGGAGUGGGACACCCGCACCAAACGUAUCAGUGACCGGCCGUACGACCAAAACAUCAUAUUUGGAAAGGGUUCGUUUAAUUGGCUCCACACUGCCAUCAGCUUUGACUUCGCUGUAUGCGAUCGCAGCGACCAAAGCGCCAGUUAUUGUCAAGUCGUGGACAGCGCUAAAAGUUUGGUGAUAGGAGUGGGCAGUCGUCACGGCAUUGCUGAGGGCACCGAUAUUUACGGUUACAUUACUUACCGGUUGAGUCCGGACGGCAAGAGUUUGACGCCAAUCAGUGAGAGCGACGGCGAGAUGUUGUGGGGUUUGAGCCGAACGGGCACUUUGUUGGGCGACUUUUGGCCAAAAACAAAGGGCAAACUGUACUGCGAGUCCGGACUCUUUGUGCGAUCGAGACAUGAGUUACUUUUGUCGGUCUUUGACGGAAAUAUGUUUAGUGAUGAAAAGUUUCGUCUCAUGUCUCGCAAGUUUGAAAGCGACGGCAAGUGGGCCGACGACUGGACACCAUUGGCCGCCAAGAGUUUUAAAGGCAUGUUUGAAAUCGACGGACGAGUGUUUGGUUUCGAUAAGAAGAACACUGUCUAUGAAUUCAAUUGGAUUGAUGACCGAAAUGUGACUUUUGAGGCCAUUUCAAGUAUUAAAGAAUUAGUCAAUUGUUUCGGUAAUUCAUCGCUAAAUAUUGAUGAAAAUGAAAUAAUGACUUCACAACCAAAGACCAUCACUUCAGUCACUGCCAAGACUACUGUCACCACCACUACUACCACAACCACAACAACUAUCGCCAGCACUAAACCAAUUAGCAAUGAAAACGACAGAUCACACGAACAGGACAUGAAUGAUAUGAAUGCCGAAGAAAUGGCCACAAGAGAGUUGUUCGACGACUCGGAGACAACCGUCGACUUUGAAUUCAUACCGAAUGCCAAUAAUUCCCAGAACUCGACACAACUGAAGGAAUUGAUAGAUAAAGUGAAUAUCGCGACAAACAAACCGGUGAAAGAAUUGACCCCUUUCUAUGUGUUUGCCAUUAUUCUCAUAUUUAUUGUAAUCGCAAUACUAGUUGUCGUCAUAAUUCGCCGGAAAUCAAUGACAAGAGAGUGGUAUAUAAACUCGAGGACAGAUGACAUGAAAUCGGCAGAAAUUCCGUUAAAUAAUAAUAACAAGAAUUCAAACUCAAAGGAUGUUUAAGUUUG